AUGGCGACCCAGUCUACCCUCCGACAGCAGCCCGCUGAUCGGUUCUCGCAGUGGUUCGAUCACUUCUACGAGCGAUUCGCCGCCCGUUAUGCGAAGAUCCAAGAUCGAAGUCCGCUGGACAAGAGGACGAGCCAGCUCAUCGGCGCGUUGGCCUUGUCCUUGGCCAUCAUAACGAGCGGCUAUGGGGGCUGGCGAUACUAUAGUAGCAGGAAGCAAGAGCGAGAUCUGGGACAUAGGUUAUUGCGGCGAAACAGUGGUCUACGAGCGAAAGACGGGACGCGUACGUUGUACGUGCCGUACAAAGACACGACGAGCAAGGUCACAAUACAUCCGAUCAAAGCUACGACUUUCGAUGCACAUAGAAGGUUCUUCUUGAAUCCCACCAGGCAGCGCAACUCAGGCAGAGAGUUGCCUCUCGGUGUUCCACCUCCGAACAUCAAGCCUGGCCUCAAUGUCGCAUUCGUGCAUCAGUUUAUGGCUAUCAUGCAGAUCGCGGUACCCAGGCUAGGAUCCAAGGAGUCCGGUCUCCUCACGACACAUGCUUUCUUUCUAUUGUUGAGGACAUACCUUUCGCUAGUAGUCGCCAGACUCGACGGAGACAUAGUACGCGAUCUGGUGGCUGGAAAAGGCCGUGACUUCUUGCUAGGCCUGGCAAAAUGGUUGUCCGUUGGUGUGAUAGGCAGCUAUACGAACUCCAUGAUCAAGUUCCUGCAAGCAAAGAUCAGUAUUGCAUUCCGAACGCGACUCACGAGGUACAUUCACGACCUAUACUUGGGACCACACAUGGCCUACUACAAGAUGCACAGUCUGGACGGUGGUGUAGAGCACGGUGCGGAUCAAUUCAUCUGCCGCGAUCUGACACUGUUCUGUGACAACGCUGCGAAUCUUUACUCAAGUCUGGGCAAGCCGCUCGUGGACUUGUUCACUUUCAACUACCAGCUGUACCGUUCGCUUGGUCCGCUGGCAUUGAGCGGUCUCCUAAGCACAUACAUCGGUACUGCAGUAUUGUUGAAAAAGCUGAGUCCGCCAUUCGCUAAGCUGAAGGCCGCAGAAGGUCGUAAGGAGGGAGACUUCAGAUCUUUGCAUGCUAGGCUCAUCGCGAAUGCUGAAGAAGUGGCAUUCUAUGCUGGUGGUCCGACAGAACACGCUCUCCUCGAUCAAGGCUUCAAAGAGUUGAGGAAAUGGAUGGAGGGCAUUUACCGCGUGAAAGUGGGCUACAACAUGCUCGAAGAUUUCGUUCUGAAGUAUACCUGGUCGGCACUAGGAUACAUUAUCACCAGUCUUCCCGUCUUCCUGCCCGGUCUUGGAUUGGCACCAGAACCGGUAUCGAAGUCAAAGACAGUCACAUCGCCAGAACUCGCAGAAGUAGCAGAGUCGAACGACAGAGCUGGCUCACGAACCAAGCAAUUCAUUACAAACAAGCGCCUCAUGCUGAACCUUGCAGAUGCUGGCAGUCGCAUGAUGUACUCCAUUAAAGACCUGUCCGAACUUGCGGGCCAGACCAGUAGAGUAUUCAUGCUUAUCAGUACGCUACAUCGCGUGCAGGCGAAUGCAUACCAGCUACCAAGGACCGUCUACCCCGAGCCUUACAACCUGACGGACGUGCAGGGCACUUGGCAGAAGGGCUUCGAUGGUGUGAGACUAGAGAAUGUGCCAGUCGUUGCUCCAGCACCAUUCCCUAUGGGCGGUGAGGAGCUCAUCGAGAACCUUUCUUUCAUUGUCGGGCCUGGUGAUCACCUGCUCAUUACUGGACCAAACGGUGCUGGCAAGUCUGCAGUCGCGAGGAUUGUCGCAGGCUUGUGGCCGACCUACCGCGGACUGACAUCAAGGCCACGCAACAAUGGCCAGGAUGGCAUCAUGUUCCUGCCACAGAAGGUGUAUCUUAGUCCUGGUACUCUACGGGAUCAGGUCAUCUACCCACAUACCGAGUUAGACAUGCGAGAAGCAGGACGUCGCGAAAGUGAGCUGCAAGCGAUGCUGGAGGAAGCGAAGCUGGGCUACAUACCUGAGCGCGAGGGCGGUUGGGACACACGGAAGAUGUGGCAGGAUGUGCUCAGUGGUGGCGAGAAGCAAAGGAUGGGCAUCGCUCGUUUGCUGUACCACGAACCACGUUACGCUUUUAUCGACGAGGGCACGUCUGCUGUCAGCUCUGAUGUCGAAGGCAUCCUGUACGAGACGGCGAAGCGUAAGGGCAUUACGCUCAUCACGAUAUCGACCAGAGCCUCGCUAAAGCGAUACCACUCUUAUACGCUGACACUUGGUUUGGGCGAGGACGCGAAUGAGUACGAGUUCUUGCGGAUUGGUACCGCCAGCGAGAAGGACAGCGUUGAGAAAGAGAUUCAGGAGCUGCGUGAGAAGCUGGCACAGGUCAAUCAGUGGAAGCAGAGGAAGCAAGAAAUCGAGCAAGAGCUAAGCAAAGUCUGGGUUGCUGGGCAAGAGCUGGAAGAACCCGCAUACUCGAAGAAAGAGCGAGACGCUGAAGUGGUACCUGCUGAAUGA
Messenger RNA from Fulvia fulva, 2499 nucleotides. Its product is annotated as Peroxisomal long-chain fatty acid import protein 2. The record is from RefSeq and is a predicted model, not a curated record. The coding region runs from base 1 to 2499 and encodes 832 amino acids. Gene Ontology annotation, molecular function: ATP hydrolysis activity; ABC-type transporter activity; long-chain fatty acid transmembrane transporter activity. Gene Ontology annotation, cellular component: peroxisomal membrane. The transcript has a single exon. Gene Ontology annotation, biological process: fatty acid beta-oxidation; long-chain fatty acid import into peroxisome; peroxisome organization. Lineage: Eukaryota; Fungi; Ascomycota; Dothideomycetes; Mycosphaerellales; Mycosphaerellaceae.